AUGCUGGAGACCGCCGCCGCCGCCGCCGCCGCCUCCGCCUCCUCCCCCCGCGCCGCGGCGGCGGCGGUCGUUUCCUCCCCGCGGCGGGGUGGAGCCGCCGCGCACCACCACCGGCAGUGGAGCCCGCCACCGUUCAGGGCUUGCCUGGUCGUGCUCUGGCUGGUGGGCUUCGGUUUCGUCAUCCUGUGGCAGGGCACCUCCGUGGGCCGCGUGCGGCUCUACACGCGCCCGCCGAUGCCGAAGCGCGCCGCGGCGUCUUUGUCUUUGGGGCAGUGGGUGGCCUCCCCGCCCGUCUACGAUCUGAGGGAGUUCGGGGCAGUCGGGGACGGGCGGACGGUUAACACGGCGGCCUUCGAGUCUGCCAUCUCGGCGAUCGCCGAGAGGGGCGGGGGCAGGCUCACCGUGCCUGCCGGGCGGUGGCUCACCGCGCCGUUCAACCUCACCAGCCACAUGACUCUCUUCCUCGCCGCUGGCGCUGAGAUCCUGGGGAUUCAGGUCAGUUCAGACUUGGUUUCAAAUAAGUUUGGUCAUAAUGGUACCAUAAAUGGACAAGGUCAAAGUUGGUGGGUCAAAUUUCGGAGAAAACUCCUUAAUCACACAAGGGGUCCUCUGGUGCAACUCAUGCGAUCAAGUGACAUUAUCAUUUCUAAUAUCACUCUUCGUGAUUCUCCCUUCUGGACUCUUCACACGUACGACUGCAAGAAUGUUACUAUAUCAGAAACCACCAUCUUGGCUCCAAUUGCUGGAGCUCCAAAUACUGAUGGAAUAGAUCCAGAUUCUUGUGGAAAUGUGGUGAUAAAAAAUUGUUACAUUUCUGUUGGUGAUGAUGGGAUAGCCAUAAAGAGUGGUUGGGAUCAAUAUGGAAUUGCUUAUGGCCGUCCAUCUGCUAACAUUACUAUUCAGAAUGUUGUAAUCCGCUCUAUGGUCAGUGCUGGAGUAUCGAUUGGAAGCGAGAUGUCUGGUGGCGUCUCGAAUGUUUUGGUAGAGAAUGUUCAUGUCUGGGAUUCACGGCGAGGCGUGAGGAUAAAGACUGCGCCUGGAAGAGGGGCCUAUGUAACCAACGUCAUGUACCGGAACAUAACCUUGGAAAAUGUACGUGUCGGUAUAGUGAUAAAGACAGACUACAACGAGCACCCAGAUGAAGGCUUCGACCCAAAGGCUGUCCCCACCAUCGGGAAUAUUUCUUACACCUCAAUCCAUGGGCAUCGUGUGCGAGUACCGGUCAGGAUACAGGGAAGCGCAGAGAUCCCUGUGAAGAAUGUUACCUUCCAUGACAUGUCAAUCGGUAUAGUAGACAAGAAGCACCAUGUUUUCCAGUGCUCCUUCGUCCAGGGGCAGGUCAUUGGCUAUGUUUUCCCCGUGCCUUGCAAGAACCUGGACCUGUACGACGAGCGGCGUGAGCUGGUUAAACAAUCAACGUUACAGAAUAUCUCUGAUAUCGACUACAGUUUUUGA
Miscanthus lutarioriparius is the source of this 1455-nucleotide messenger RNA. NCBI's taxonomy places the organism in Eukaryota, Viridiplantae, Streptophyta, Magnoliopsida, Poales, Poaceae. The record is from the annotation of a GenBank genome assembly.